Messenger RNA from Monosiga brevicollis MX1, 3435 nucleotides. RefSeq lists its product as uncharacterized. The record is from RefSeq and is a predicted model, not a curated record. The transcript has 31 exons. NCBI's taxonomy places the organism in Eukaryota, Choanoflagellata, Craspedida, Salpingoecidae. The coding region runs from base 1 to 3435 and encodes 1144 amino acids. Gene Ontology annotation, biological process: intracellular signal transduction. Gene Ontology annotation, molecular function: guanyl-nucleotide exchange factor activity.
AUGCAUUCGUCAGGCCUGUGCUUGCACAUCUUAUUCAUAUGCGUCUUGGGAUCUCUUUGCCCAUGUUGUCCUUUCCAGAGCUACAUUGAGCCACUCCAGAAGUGCGAGCAUGUUAGCGAGGACGCAAUCCGUGAUGUGUUCGUCAAUCUGGUGGACAUCCUGACCUUUCAGGCUGAAUUCGUCGAUGCUCUCGAGGCGGCCUUUGCGAAUGAGGGAGAUGAUGUGGCCUGUCAACGCGUCUUUCUGCAACACGUUCGCGGACUGCAACGCCUCUAUGGCCUGUUGGAUCACCCAGACGUUCGAAGCUUCAUUCGCGCCUGCCAAUUGCGAAGCCAAUCCAAGCUGAACCUUGAAGCGUAUCUUCUUAGCGUGAUGCAACGCAUCUGCAAGUAUCCCUUGCUCUUCAAAGAACUUUUAAAGCGCUCAUCUACCGAUACACAACGCCAGGUCACCCAGCAAGCGUAUGAGGCCAUGGCGCACGUAGCGCACGUGGUAAACGAGGACAAGCGCCGUUUCGAGCGGCUGGAAGCCAUUGACGCAUGGCAAAAUCAAGUUGAAGGCUGGACGGGACCAAACUUGCGAGAUACUUCCACCCAGCUUUUGUUUUGCGGAACGCUGCUCAAGUUCUCCAUUUCUCAUGGCAAAUCUGCUCACUCGGACCUGCGAACUUUCUUUCUCUUUGACAACGAGCUCAUCUACUGCAAGGGCGUGCCCGCCGCAGUAGCUAAAGAAAAUCCUAUCAUACCAGUCGAAGACGCGCUGAAGGACGCUGCUGGCUUGGUUUUCAAGGGUCGCAUCAGCACACAAAACAUGUCCCUGCUAGAUCUUGACGACGGCCGAGCUCAUGUACAAACCAGUGGCCAAGCCGUGCAGAAUGCUUUUAAAGUAAGCAACGUGAGCAAGGGCAAGUGGUAUGUAUUGCAAGCCGAUAGCACCGCCGUCAAGCAGCAAUGGCUCGAGGCAUUGCACGCCGAGGUCGAGCGCAUCGCACAGAGCCAAGAGGGCAAGAUGGCCUCCUUUGAUGAUCACAGCGAGCUGAGCGGACGUCUACUAGCCGCUGUCCGAGCAGCUGAGCCUCGAGUCAUCCGCGACCAUAAGACCAUGUUGACCUCACUGCGAAAUGUUUUUUAUGGCCAAGAUCUCGUGCGCUGGCUCUUGGCUCAGCGCUGGGAUGGUCUCGACACGGAGGAAAGCGCCGUCGUGUAUGGGCAAACCUUGGUGGAUGUUGGCAUCAUACAUCAUGCUCAUGACCGUGCUGGCUUUGAGAAUGGCAAACUGCUUUAUCGUUUUCGUCAAGACGAUGGUACUUUUGAUGACCAUGCAAGCAGUCAUGAUACGGUCAACAAGGAUGAACAUGUGUUCAAAGACAAGAGUCUAUUUUAUCGCUUUUCAGCCGACGAUGCGGUAAGCAACCCAAUUUGCCAAGGUUCCAGGGUUUCCACCAUCUCACGUGUCGGCCAACCUAUCGCUGGAGCUCAGAGCGGAAAUGACCCGGUGAACGGGGAUGAUCUGUCAGAGGGCACGCUGGGCGAAGUGGCGGAAGCUAUCAAAAAUACUCCAUCUCGGCUCGAACUGACAGUCGAGCACGCAGGCCUGUUUGCUCGCCGCGAUGAGGAGCUGAGCGCAAUGGCACGCUAUGUGUACACUUCUAGCUCAAGUCGACAGCUCACUGUGAUCGAAUCAUUGCAGCGCUCAGCUCAUGGGUUGCGCGCAGCCGAGGCAUUUGCGCGUGUGCUGAUUCAAGAAGAUGAGAUGCUGUUGGAGACAUUGCUGGACACUGCCUCGACCAACCUCGUUGCGGGCGAUUUUGUCAAACGCUCAGCUGACAAAGAUAGUCGGAAUCGUGCACUGGAGGCCAUCAACCUGCACACCUACAUUAUCGAGGUGUUUGGGGACACUCGUGGCGUGGCUGCACACGCAUGGACCACUGUGGGCGCCUUUGCUGCGCAUCACCUCGGAUUUCGCAAUACGGCCAGUGGCUGGAAGAAUCGCCUGAUUGAAGUUGCAUUGAGUGAGGGCGAUGAGCUGGAGAUGCAUGAGGACACCGCCAUGCACGGCACCAACGAGCUCAUUUGGGUGCGCAACGUGACCCAAAAUGCGGAGGGCUAUGCACCUGUGCGUCUGAUUAUGCGUACAGGCGCCCUGACGUCAACACAGGUGGACGCGGCCGUUGAGCAGGCUGAGGCAAUCAAGGCCAAUGCUGCUGCAAUUGUGCGCAUUCUACAGGGAGUCGCUUGGGAAAUUGCCUUUCCAGAGGCUAAGCUCCGGCACUUGGCAGUGACAGCUCUUCGGGUGGCGGUCGCAUCAGCCAAGCUCCAGGCCGGCGGGGACAUGGCAGACGUCAACGCAGCGGCCGCCGCCACGGUGGCGGCCGCGCGCGCAUGCGUCGUGCAACUGUGCAUGCAAGCCGCCGUGUUGGGUGUUUUGGAUCAAGAGAGCAAUGCCUACCUCAAUUGGGAUAUUCAGGAGGGCUCGGAACAUCGCUUGGACAGCAUCCGAAGCGCGGCGCUGAGUGCGCUUACCAGCGGCUUUUGCGAAAAACUUCAGCUGUCUAUUGAGCACGGUGAUCGAAAUGCUGGUGCAAGCCUGCAAUGGCUGAAUGAUGUUGCGCUGCAUGGCGUGCUGGCGAUCUUCACGAGCCUGUUAUCCACCGGUGGAACUGAGCUAGGAUACAAGAUUGGUCUACUCGGCAGUCGUCGGCAUCUGGUCGUGGAAAUUACAGUGGAUCCCACCACGUGGCAGCUGCUGCCGCCGGAGCUCCAGCACGCGUACAUACCUGUCUGUGCCGUCCUAUUCAAUCAAGGUAUCAAUCAAGUCCAGACGGAGGUACUCAAGGUGGGCGGGGACCAGCUGCAGAAUGAAAUUAAUGCAGCAUCAUGGCAACUCUUGGAGCAGCAUGCCGAUGCAGUGCGCAGCCAUCUGACCGAGCAGGCCGGCGAGCACAACACCUUAUACUAUCGGCACAAGGAGGAGCGAAUUCGAGAACUGCAGACGCGCAUAGCAGCUGCAGUCACGCGUUCGGGCAUUAAGAACUCGGCCCUGCUUCACCUUGUGGCAGAGCUCGGUGAUCUGCUUCAUGGGCUGCAGUUUAUUUCUUGCAAAAGCGCCAAAGAUCGCACCGCAAUGUUUGCAACCGCACAGGCAGCAGAGACGCUUGUGCGCCACCAUGGUAUGCCGUUCAAUCAGCUGCGCGUGAGCUUGGAUGUGACUCGUCAAUCUGGCGUACGUCGGUCCAAUGUGACGUUUAACACUGGCAAAAAUGUUUUUGCUUUCAACGACGACCAAGUUAAGGUGAGUUCAACAACCUGUCGAGGCACAUGUUCGCGACAGCAUCCGAUCCUCUUACAUGCCGUUUGUGUGGUUUUUGACUCCCAGAAUCAUUUACCAUUGCUAUUGCGACCCCCGCCUGGCUCGUAUGGCAAAAACAUGACCUGA